AUGUCGGUAAGAAAUCGUACGGCACCCGGUCCCGACAGAAUAAGACCAGAACACCUGAAGAGCCUUCCGCCAGUACUCAUCAACACCCUGGCGAGGCUCUUUACAUGUUAUCUGUCGGAUUGCAAGGUUCCUAAACAGUGGAAGACCAGCAAGACCGUGUUGUUGUAUAAAAAGGGAGAUCCACAUGACAUCGGCAACUAUCGUCCAAUCUGCCUACUGUCCGUCAUCUACAAGCUCAUUACAAGAGUAAUCCUUAAUAGGAUUGAAAAAGUUUUGGAUGAAGGACAGCCUUGCGAGCAAGCAGGGUUUCGAAAAGGAUUCAGCACGAUUGGCCACAUUCACACUGUUUCGGAACUCAUCGAGGUAUCACGAGAGUACAAGAUGCCGCUCUGUCUCACCUUCAUCGACUUAAAGAAGGCCUUCGACUCAGUUGAGACGGAAGCGGUCAUGGAAGCCUUGGACAACCAAGGCGUCCCUACUCAGUACAUAAAGGUACUUCGAGAGUUGUACAGUAACUUCACGACCGGAAUUUCGCCAUUCUACAAGAACAUCAUCAUUGACGUGAAGAGAGGGGUCCGACAGGGUGAUACAAUUUCACCCAAAAUAUUCACAGCCACCCUCGAGAACGCAAUGCGAAAGCUGGAAUGGGACGAGAUGGGAGUGAAGGUUGAUGGUCGGCAGCUACACCAUUUGCGCUUUGCUGAUGACAUCGUACUGAUAACACCUAGCAUCAGCCAAGCGGAACGAAUGCUGACCGAAUUCGACGAAACAUGUGGAUGCAUUGGUCUUCAGCUGAAUCUACGAAAAACGAUGUUCAUGCGGAACGGAUGGGUCUCGAAUGCCCCAUUCACGCUCAACGGAACGAACAUAUCCGAAUGCACCAGCUACGUUUAUCUGGGUCGGGAACUGAACAUGAUGAACAACCUGACCCCCGAGUUGGGCAGGAGGAGACGAGCGGCUUGGGGAGCGUACAAGAGCAUCGAGGAUGUAGUGAAGAAGACCAGGAACAUCUGGCUCCGUGCUCACCUCUUCAAUACCACCGUACUUCCUGCUUUGACCUAUGCUUCGGAAACCUGGGCAUUUCGCAAGUAG
Messenger RNA from Necator americanus (New World hookworm), 1092 nucleotides. RefSeq lists its product as uncharacterized. Bases 1 to 1092 code for a protein of 363 amino acids. The record is from RefSeq and is a predicted model, not a curated record. The transcript has a single exon. NCBI's taxonomy places the organism in Eukaryota, Metazoa, Nematoda, Chromadorea, Rhabditida, Ancylostomatidae.